Molecule: messenger RNA, 4452 nt
Organism: Drosophila subobscura
Lineage: Eukaryota; Metazoa; Arthropoda; Insecta; Diptera; Drosophilidae
Exons: 5
Coding region: 10-4437 (1475 amino acids)
Molecular function (GO): protein binding
Source: RefSeq, a predicted model, not a curated record
GUUUGUAUUAUGGAAAUGUUCCUAUUCCUCAUUAUGACAUCAAUAUCGAUAAUGUGGUUGAUGGAUCAUCGUAGUAGUGCUCAAAACGAGGGAAGGAAAUGGGAUCCCUAUAGGUCCCAAUGGGACCUAGAGGAGGAGAACAUUGAACCAGCAAUAUACAAUCAAUCGACUCAAUACUCAAUGUUAGUGUUGGAGAGUGAAAUGAAUCCAUUCCAAAGAAUACCCGAAAGAUAUCGCAACUUUUUGAAUUGGGACAACCAAGUGCAUAAUUAUCAACGCAUCAAAAGACACUGGGAUCCUGCCCACAAUGAGAGCCUCGACUAUCGGGAAAACCUAAGUGCAUUUCCCAGCAUGCGGAGCAAAAGGAAAGGAAAAGUUGAAAAGGUGAAGUAUCCUCUAAAACCGCACAUAGAGUACAACCGUCGUCCGAUGUAUGGAGAACUUUAUCACAUUAUCGUCACAUUGCCCUCGCUUGGCCGUGAGAAAUUUGUAAUGAACCUCACGGUCAAUACGGGGGACUAUCUGAUCGAUGAGGUAAUCGCUGAGCCCUGGGGUAAGCCAAAUCCCUGGCAUUACACCACCAGAUUGCCAUCGAUAUUGCAAAUGUAUGGCAUUCGUGUGGGCAAACUCCCGUACAGACGUUGCUACUUCUAUCACACGCACGCCAGUUACUUCAAUUCUCUACACCGAUAUGUGUACAUCACGAUAACAUCCUUCAAGGAUCGCAGCAAACUACUGGCUCGGAAGGCCAGACGUGACAUUACCAUAGUGCUGCCGCGACACAUGCACUGUGACCCGUUUUUGAAUCUACCCUUCUGCAAGGAUCCCAAUUUUCCCGUAGAUGUCUCACCCCGCUCUCAUUUGCAAUUCUUUGCCGAGCUGGGAGACGAUUGCAAGGAGUUUGAAUACGAUCAUAUUGAUUGGAACUUUUACGAUAUAAGCGAGAGACAUCUGAUUGGACACGCCGGUGUUAGCAAGGGUCUGGUGCUCAAGAUACCACCAUAUAAGGUCAAGUUCAAAUAUACUGUAAGCAUGGGACGCUAUAGUUUUCUUUUGCGUGCAAAUGCACUAAUAAAUGGCGUCAAUUGUGUGGCAAGGUGUUACGUGAGAAUGGUGGCAGUUCAUGUGGAACCGAGAAUCCAGGGUAACAUUUAUCGACGUGUCAAUGCAGCGCGUGAGAUUAUUUUGGAUGGAGAGAGAAGUCGAGACAGAUCGCGGGCACGCAAAGAUGAUUAUUCAAGGAUAUUCAGUUGGGGCUGUUUUAGCAGAGGUGAUCCCAAAAAUAAGUACUGCAGGGAUAAAAUGAGUACUAAGUCAGUGAUGAAAAUACCAGCGAACUCCUUACAGCCUGGGAAAUUCUACAACUACAGUUUAACAUUGUUUUCGCGAAUAGAUGCCCGUGUGAAUGCCACGGACUAUCAAAUGCUGGAGGUGGUCAACGAACGUACAAUCACGCCGCACAUACGUUGCCGUAGGAAUUGCUAUUUGGAUGUCUUUGCGCCCAUCGAUAGCAUCCACUUGAUGGCUGAAUGUUUUGAUUGCGAUGCCAAGAUUUUUAGCUACAAGUGGUAUGUUCAUACAGAUAAAUCGCAUUCAAUGGAGUCCCCAUAUUCGUAUCUCGUUUAUCGAUCCAACGAUGCGGAGCUGCAGAUUCGACUAGAGAUCAUGCUCGUUGAUGGGAUGUCGGGGGAGGCGCAUCUAAAAUUGAGACGCAACGAUGGCCCACAGAAUGGCGAGUGUAUAAUAUGGCCAAAUAAAGGAUUGGAGGCCUACACAUCCUUUUACGUGGGCUGCACCGACUUCCGUACGAACUAUCCUCCCCUACAGUUUAGAUAUUCAAUCAGACUGGGUGUUAUCGACUCGAAUGUGCCCUACAGCCUGUUCAAAACAACACUACCGGCUACCAAAAAGCUAUAUGUAUCGAUAUGCGAUUACCUGGAUAUGUGCGUGGACGUUACACUCAUGGUCAAAGUGCUUAAAACCGAUAAAAUCGGGAUAAUAAACGUAAACAAUACGCUCAGACACCUACUUAACAUAAGGGACUACAUCAGCAAGAUGCCAUACAUGCUGAAGCAUGGCAGAUGGAACAAGGCCUAUGUCAUAGCACUGGUGGCCGCUCAGAGGAUUCAUUCCGCCAGCGAAGGCAGAGAGAUCUUUGCCCACCUCAAUAGGGAGGCCAUCAUGACGGGCACACAGAUCGAACAGCUCUCCGUAUUGGCCGCUCAACUGAUGAGGCGUUUGUCGCCCAUGGACUAUCGUGGCGCGGCACUGAUUUCGAAAAUAUUCACCCGCAUGAGCCUGGCGUUCGAGGAGAUAAUUGAGCAACUGGAAUGGCUGCAUCGUGCGGCGUACAACUCGCUUACCGAUCAGCACAUGUUCUUCCUGUACACGCUGGCCUCGCGAACGGAGAUUCAUGCACCGGCACAGUGCAAGACAUACGAUGAUAAUUGCAACAUGGGACAGAAUGUGGGGCUGGAGGAGAACCUGGAGAUGGAGGUGGAUCCGAUCACCCUGUUGCGCAUCAAUUGGUGGCUAAAGGUCACAUGGUAUCUGUACAAGUGCAUCUAUUACCUGGGUGUGCUCGGCACCAGUCGACACCAUGCCUACGAUGAGGCGAUGACAGUGCUCCAGGGCGGCAUAGCCUAUCAGAUGAAUGUCACGGAGAUAUCGCAUUCCGUCGUCAAUUUAACUGUCGAUACCAUCGAUGGCAUACACCAUGUUCAGAUCUCGACGGCACUCAUGGAGGAACUGGACGACCUACUUCGUGGUCGCACCAUUCUCUUUCAGAUCAUAUCGCAACAGAAUGUUCACAACAUGUACUGGUGGUAUCCGGAACCGUUGCCCUCCGAGACGAAUGUGCUCAUUGUUCAUGCCUACAGCCCUCUGUAUAAUUAUCCCAUGGGCUCCCGCUUGCCGCUCAAACAUCCGUUGGUUUACUACAUGAACAUUUCCGACUUCAGUGCGAAUCCAGAGUUCGUCAAAUGGAUGGCGAAUAGCACCAUUCAGAGUGCCUCGCACAUACACUACUAUACGAUUCCAUUGAGAUCGCGAAGUGUGCUGGCUGUGCGCAUUGUUCGUGUCACAGAUCCCAUACGUAUUUCCAUGAGUUUGAAUGAGAAGCCAAAGCUGCACGAAAUCAGGGAAAAGGCUUGUCUCGUAACACCCGACAUGAAGGGUAAACGCAUUUGGAUGACCAAUAAUUGCCCAGAUAAAGCCAUCGCCUAUGUGGGUGUACUAAGUGAUAAGUAUAAGCUCAAAGAUGAAGAGCAUACACAUGAAGAUGGGUCGAGAAAACUUCAGCUAAAGCAUAUAGUUAAGACAUUUUUAAAUUACUCGGUUCUUCUAGAGACAUAUCAGUGUAACUCUUGGGCGAAUCGCUCGUUGAACCCGGGUUGGAGCACAGAUCAUUGCACCACAAAAUUGGACAAUGAGAAUGGAAUGUUUGUGAAAUGCACCUGCGAUAUCCUGGGACCGCUAGCAUCGCGCAUAUUUCCCGUUGUCGCGGAACGAUACAUUACGGUGAUGGUCCUGCCUAUACUGGAGACGAAUUGGUAUAUGUUUACCAUGUUCCUGAUGCUGUUCCUACUGCUGAUGGCUGUACUGCUGUCGUAUAUUGGUCGGAUGGCCGCCCAUCAGCAUCGGCAUGUGCAGGAGUGUAGGCACAAGUCGGUGCGCUUCAAGGAGGACAUGACAUUUGAUUCGGAAAAGGAUUUGCUUGUGCUGGUGAGGACGGGUGGCCAGGAGUUCGCCGGAACGACAUCCAAUAUCAAGUUAUACUUCAAGUCGAGAGUGGGCAAACAGUCCUCGUAUAUCAUAUCACAGGAUCCGGCCCGUCCGCGUCUCGUACGGAAUAGUAUCAAUAAAAUCACAUUGCCUGCCGGCACCGUUAAAAUACCCACCCGCCUGGCCUUUGGCAUCGAACGGAAUGGACGGUAUCCGCGUUGGUAUUGCCGGACGGUGACUAUUAUCGAUUUGAAUAGCGACAUGGAGCAGCUAUUUAUCGUCGAGCGAUGGAUCGAGGAUGGACACACGCCCUUUAUUCGCUCCCCCUACUUCACUCGGUCCGCCAAUGAAAGGCCCGUGCUGUCGUGGACGCGGCGUUUCCGCAACAGCUUCGAGCAGCGUUUCCUCAAUUGGUUUCUGGUGAGCCCCAUGACGGGGCCCUGGUUGAGCCGCAAUACCCUCUAUACGAUGACACGAUUUGAGCGCUCCUGCGUUUGGAUUUGCAAUGUCAGUCUAACGAUUCUCUUGGUCAGCCUCUACUUUGGACCCUCGCCGUUUGAGGCGGUGCCCGAGGAGGUCCUCAAAGAGGAAAAGAGGACAACCGUCAAAAUCCAUGAAGUGGUUGCUCUCGGCGUUUAUUCCGGGGUUAUUGGCAUCUGUGUACUUUUAUUCUUUGAAUUUGUGAUCAUGCGCUUGCUCUGGCGUCGUCAUUGAAAAUUAAAAGAAUGC